Metopolophium dirhodum (rose-grain aphid) is the source of this 8005-nucleotide messenger RNA. RefSeq names its product insulin-like receptor. The transcript is spliced from 23 exons. The record is from RefSeq and is a predicted model, not a curated record. The coding region runs from base 2518 to 6981 and encodes 1487 amino acids. Gene Ontology annotation, biological process: protein phosphorylation; positive regulation of phosphatidylinositol 3-kinase/protein kinase B signal transduction; positive regulation of MAPK cascade. Gene Ontology annotation, cellular component: insulin receptor complex; axon; membrane. Lineage: Eukaryota; Metazoa; Arthropoda; Insecta; Hemiptera; Aphididae. Gene Ontology annotation, molecular function: ATP binding; insulin receptor substrate binding; insulin receptor activity.
ACGUUACGUCUGAUACUUUUUUAUUGUACAUACCUAAUAUCAACUAUUUUAUUCGCGAACACGAAUAAUAUUAUAAACAAUUAAUAAAUUAUAUACGUGAUAACCGAUAUGUACGUAUUAUCGUAAUAUUAUAAUUGUGUACGACUGUAGCAGACAGCACCGGCUAUAGUACUAUAGUCCAUAAUAAUAACAACACAAUAUUAUUAUUAUUAUUAUUAAAAUAGUGUGUGCAAAUAUAAUAAUAAUAAUAAUAAUAAUAAAAGAGAUGAGAAAAUAAACGUGACAUACGCAUGGUGUAUGGAAAUGGUAUAAACGUUGCGAGAAUAUUAUUACCUACGUCGCGACGCAUAUCUGAUAUAAUAUUCUCAUUCAUUAAAACAGCCGAGUGCAUAUAAUAAUAAUAAUAAUAAUAAUAAUAAUAAUAAAAUAAACAUCGAUUUCGUGGACGGUCGGUCGUGUCACGUCGCCGCCGUCAUCGUCGCCACCGCCGCCGUAAUCGUCGUCGUCGCCGCCGUACUAAAAGUCCGUAGUCGCGUUUUGCCCGUACACUAUAUACGCUAUUAAUAAUAAUAAUAAUAAUAAUAAUAAUAAUAAUAUUUUAAGUGAUAAUAAUAUUUAAUAUAUUAUUAUUAUUAUUUAUUCGUCGUAUACGACUAAACACAACGAGAACACAAUAUAGGUAAUAACGAAAAACCACUGACAUCACAUUAUCGUACCCAGUGUAGUUAUAAAGUAUUGUAUUAUUAUUAUUAUUAAUAAUUGCUAUUCUUAUUGUAAAUUAUUACAAUAUUAUAAUAUUAUAAUAUUAACUGUUCAUAACAAAAUAAAUCGCAUUGAAUAUUAUAAAAUCUCGUUCCCGACUGUGUUGACGAAUCCGGGUUUUUCCGUUAUGAUAUUAUUUCGCGUUGUUUUGAUCGCAUCGGGCUCCGGUGUCAUUGACCUUUUCUCCGCGGUGCGUGUUGUGUUGACAAUGGCGGAGCGACGCGCUUGCUGUGCGCAUUUUUCUGUUAAAAACGUCCUCCGCUGAGGGCAAUAUUCUAACGUUGCUCAGUGUGUGCUCGGUUUUCGCGAUCGUUUAGUGACAGCGUAUCAUUUGCUCCGAGUUAUCGUAAUAAUAUUACAUACGCAACGAUAGUGUCGACAAUAAACGAAUGCAGUCGGCCGUAUUGCGCAUUCGGUGUACAUAAUAUUAUUAUCAUAUUAUAUUAUCGUACGCGUACUACAAAAACUGCAGAGUGCAGCGACGAAGAGAGAUCAAAAAAUAUAUAUUAUACUGCUACUACUACUACUACUACUACUACUUGUGUGCGCGAUAGUGUCAUAAAUAUUAUAUCGUUAUUUCAAUAAUAUUAUUGUAAGUCGUCGCCGUCGCCGCCGUUGUUGUUUUUUUAUUUGCCGCCGAGUCGAGUGUUUUCCCGAUCGAAACGAAAAAAACAAGUGUGCUCGUGCCCCGCCGCCGCCGCCGUGUUCCUAAGAUUUGAACGACGAAUAGUGCGUCACAACAACACGGAUUUAGGAGGUAGGUGCUACAAUACCGCAUAGAUACGGUACACACAUUAUACCAUCAUAAACCGACUGCUACAACACCGUGCACAGCGGUUGUAGGAUCCAAAAGUACCUAAUUAUUGUUUUAAAUUAUAUUAGGUAGUAAAUAAUAAUGUUGUGUAAGACGGGCGUCGGUCGUAUAGGUCAUGCUAUAAGCUACAUACUACGUAGGUAUCUACUAUCUACUGUAGAAUGUGUGUGUGUGUGUGUGUGGUCAAACGACGAGAAAUCUAUAUAAAAAAAAAAAAAAAAAACCGACAACAAUUUAAUAUUAAUAACAACUGUUGUUGUGAAUGAAUGAGUGACAUUGGUGGAGCUGGUCAAAUAAUAAUUGUGCAUCUGUGCUAUCGACGCGUUAGGCGUCGCACGUUGGUUCAGCGCUUGGAAAACGGAUAUUACACUGUUACGGUUGUUAAGAACUCAACGAAAUCAAUUAAUGUUACGAGACUGUUUGGUGGUGCGGCGGAAAAUUCCGUUUCAACGAAACAAAUCGCGGGGUCAUUGAGUCGAAAAAAUAAUAAAAUAAUGAAAAUUUUUUUUCCUCGCGAACAGUUUGUCGUGAUAAGUAGUCGGUGCAAAAUUAUCAGCGCUGAUAAGAAAUGUAUUAUGUGUACCAGCUAUUAUUAUGUAUAUUUACUACUAUAGUUACCUACCUACAACCGACUAUUAUUAUUAACCAUUGACUUCGCGAAUAUCUCGUUUCGAUAGUUGUGAAUAAAGUGUGCAUACUGCUUUUCGACCGUCUUCACUUGAGGUUUUUGUUUUUUACUCUCAAUUUUUCAACUUUUCGCCGUUGUGUUUUCAUUGCUCGUGCAGAAGUGCCUAUCCGAUUUACAUCAGUGUGCCGUGUGUCCCCAAUCAUAUCUCUUGGCCGGUGUCCGGUUUACGCUUGUGUGAUCAUUACAAAAGGACCCUGCUGCGCUACUUUACUAUUUGUUAACUAGAUUAACUAUGUAAAAACAUUUUGUUAUAAUGUGUGGAGAGUGUGACAAAAUACGCUGUUUACGUGACAGCUGCCCUGGUUUGGGCGGAUGUCGAUUAUGUGGGAAUUUUUCUUCCAAUAUUUACUAUGAACAUUACAACUUUUUAAGACCUUCAUCUUUAACUAAAUUUUCAAAAGUGAAUCCAAAACAUUACCGAAAACCAUGGUUGAUAGCGUCAAAAUCUGUAUGGAAGUCUGACUUUCUAUGUAUAGCCCUAUGGUGUGUUGCUAUUCUUAGUGUUAGUCAAGCAUCUGCUGAACACCAGACACAAAUUACAAGUUUACCUCCAAUAGUCACGCAAGCUACAAAUAAUAGUGGAGUGCACUUCUCAGCUGGGAGAAUAUGUCAAAGUAAAGAUAUUAGAAAUAAAGCUGAGAAUCUGAAUGCUCUUCGUGGUUGUAGAGUUAUUGAAGGGUUCCUUCAAAUUGUUUUAAUUGACAAUGCUAAUGAAACAAGUUAUGAAUCGUUAUCAUUCCCCGAAUUACGAGAAAUUACUGGUUAUUUAUUGUUAUAUCGUGUAAAUGGUUUAAAAUCACUGGCUAAACUCUUCCCUAAUCUAUCUGUAAUUCGAGGACAAGACUUAUUUAUGUCUUAUGCUAUUGCGAUUUAUGAAAUGGUUCAUUUGCAAGAAUUGGGUUUGUACAACUUAAUGGAUGUUGUAAGAGGAGCUGUUUACAUUACUAAAAACCCAAUGCUUUGUUUUACACAAACUAUUGACUGGAUAAGAAUUGCGCCUUCUGGAAAAGAAUCACAUGAUAUAUAUGAUAAUCGUCCUGUAAAUGCAUGUCCUGUGUGCCCAUGGACAAAUGACAUAAGUUGUUCUGUUUCUAAUCACACUAAUGAACCUUUAUGUUGGAAUACUGAACAUUGUCAAAGAAUCUGUCCACCAGAAUGUGGUAACCUUAGUUGUACUGAUGAUGGCACAUGUUGUCAUGAACAGUGUCUUGGAGGUUGUACUGGUAAGAAACAUGACGAUUGUUUUGCUUGCAAGUAUUUAGCAGAUGAACGGGAUUGUGUGAAAGAAUGUCCAGCCGAAACAUUGACGUAUCAAAACCGGCGUUGUAUUCUGGAACGCGAUUGUUAUCGUAUGCCACGAUCAAGAGACUUACAAAAUGGGUUACAUUUACAAUCAUGGAAGCCAUUUAAUAAUAAAUCUUGUGUAAUGGAAUGUCCUCCUGGAUUUGAGGAAGUCCCUACUGAGAACAGUUAUGGAAAAGUUUUUAAAUGUCAACAAUGUUCUGGACCAUGUCGUAAAGUUUGUAUUGCAGCUAACGUGGAAAGUAUACAGUCUGCACAAAAAUUAAAAGGUUGUGUUAUUAUUAACGGAUCGUUGGAAAUACAAAUACGCGGUGGUAUGAACAUUGUAAAAGAAUUGGAAGAAAGCUUAAGUAUGAUUGAAGAAAUUACUGGCUACUUAAAAGUGGUUAGAUCAUUUCCAUUAGUAUCAUUAACAUUUUUAAGAAAAUUACAUGUCAUUAGAGGAGAAACAUUAGAAAGUUCAAAGUAUGCAUUAGUUGUAUUGGACAAUCAAAAUUUAGUUGAACUGUGGGAUUGGAGUACUCGAAAACCUGAUGGUGAAUUACGAAUUGAACGGGGUCAAAUAUUUUUCCACUUCAAUCCAAAGCUUUGUAUAUAUAGAAUAAAGCAAUUACAAACUAAUUUAGGUGAUAGAUUUAAAAAUGUGGAUGACCUGGAAGUGGCACCCAAUUCAAAUGGCGAUAAAAUGGCUUGUACAGUUAAGAAACUGAAUGUAUCAACAGAAGUUGUACUCUCAAAUUCGGUUCUACUGAAAUGGUCACCUUUCGAACAUUAUGAUACUCGUACAUUGUUAGGAUAUGUAGUUUAUUAUUUAGAAGCACCAUAUAAAAAUGUUUCUCUGUAUGAUGGUCGAGAUGCUUGUGGUGGAGAUGGAUGGAAAACUGAUGAUGUGGAAUCAACAGAAGUAACUACUUAUGAUUUGGUUGCUCUAAUAACAGGACUAAAACCUUAUACACAGUAUGCAUAUUAUGUGAAAACGUAUACAAUGGCCUCAGAAUCCAAUGGUGCACAAAGUGAUAUAAAUUACUUUCGCACAAUGCCAGGAACUCCAAGUCCUCCACAAAAUCUUCGUGUAAAAUCUGUAACUGCUGAUAGUAUAAGUAUUGAAUGGAUGCCUCCAGCUGAACCCAAUGGUGAACUUAAACACUACAUUAUUAAAUAUACAUCGAUUAACAUAUCUGGGGAUUCAUUAUUGAAAAGGGAUUAUUGCCAGAAUAGUCCAAAUGUGAAUGAAUUUCCUGACAGUUAUUCUGGUAGUUUAAAUGAAAUGGUUAAUAAUGAUCAGAAAGAAAAUUGUAAUUGUACUGAUCAACCAGAAAAAAAACAAUCCAAAAUUAAGGAUGAACAACAAAUCCAAAUUAUGAUAGAAUUUGAAAAUAACUUGCAGAACAUUUUAUAUGUUAAGACUAAUAACCCUAAAAGUGAUACUUUACCAAAGAAAAAACGGGAUGUAUCAAAUUUUGAUCUACUAGAGUUCCCAAAUAGUACAAUAAGGAUCAAUCUUUUAUCUGAUGCAGAUAAAAAUUUGGAAAAUGAAAAUAAGAAAAUAGUAGUUCCUAGUAAUCAGUUGACAUUUACGCUGCAUGAAAAUUUAACUCAUUUUACUAGUUAUAAUAUUGAACUAUAUGUGUGUAGAGAAUGGCUCAAAAAUGAGAUUAAAGAACCUAAUCAAAACAUUAGUAAUUGUAGCAUUCAAAAAGCAAUGACAACAGCUCAAACAAGCAAAAAAGAAUCUGCUGAUAGAAUCGAUCCCUUAACUGUUAAAGCUGUUAACGCGAAUACUACCAGCCCAGGUUCAAUUAAAAUAUUCUGGAAAGAGCCUGAAGUUUCAAAUGGACCUAUUGUUAGCUAUCAGUUGGAAUACAAAAAAGUCGGAGAUCAUCUUAAUCCACCUGUUGUUUGUAUAACCAGACAGCAGUAUCAGCAAUCUGACUACUCACAUACUUUAUCAAACGUAGCACCUGGAAAUUAUAGUUUUCGAUUACGUGCAAGAUCAUUAGCUGAUUAUGGAGAAUUUACACAAUAUAGCCAUUUUUUAAUUCCCGAGGCACUUUCAAUUACCACUCCUCAAUUGAUGUUUAUUAUAUUCAUGGUUACUGGAAUGAUUGGUGCUGUAAUCAUGUUAAUAUUCUAUGUUUUACAUCGUUAUUAUAAAAAUAAAUUGGCUUCAACAAGAUUAUUUGUAACAUGUAAUCCGGAUUACGUUAGUUGUGAAUAUCAAACUGAUGAAUGGGAAAUUCCCCGUGAUGAUGUUGAAGUUUUAGAGCCAUUAGGCCGGGGUUCUUUUGGUAUGGUGUAUCGUGGUAAUUGGAAGAAAAAAGAGAAUGAAAUUGUACCAUGUGCUAUCAAGACAGUUACUGAAAAUAACAAUUUGAUGGUUCGACAUGAUUUUCUUUCAGAAGCUAAUGUUAUGAAGGAAUUUUGUUCUGCUCAUGUUGUACGCCUAUAUGGUGUUGUAUCACAAGGUCAACCAGCAUUUGUUCUAAUGGAAUUAAUGCCUCAAGGUGAUCUCAAGUCAUAUUUGCUUAAACAUCGUCCAGAAAUGACAACUGAUCCUUCUCUUAAACCUCCAACAUUAAGGGAUAAUUUACGUAUGGCUAUUGAGAUUGCUGAUGGAAUGUCUUACCUUUCAUUCAAAAAAUAUGUUCAUAGAGAUUUAGCAGCUAGAAAUUGUAUGGUUAGUGAUAACAACAUUGUUAAAAUUGGAGACUUUGGUCUUACAAGAGAUAUUUAUCAGACAGAUUAUUAUAGAAAAGAUUCUGAAGGUAUGAUGCCAAUCCGAUGGAUGGCUCCAGAAAGUCUUCAGUCUGGUCUUUUCACUUGUUUUUCUGAUGUCUGGAGUUAUGGAAUAGUCUUAUGGGAAAUGGUGACGUUAGCAGCUCAACCAUAUAGAGGUGAGAUUGACAAAAAUGUCAUAUCUUAUGUUAGUAGUGGCGGUAUUAUGGAAAAACCAGACAACUGUCCUGAUAUUAUAUAUGACUGUAUGAAACUUUGUUGGCGUUUUAAAGCUUCAGAACGUCCUACAUUUGCAGAAAUAGUGAAAAUGUUCUUGCCAUGUGCUCGUUCAGAUUUUGCACAAACAUCCUUUUUUCAUAAUGAAUUACAGUCUGAAACACAGCGACUUGAUGUUUCUGAAAAUGGUAUCACAGAAACAGAGUCUUUGGAGAGAGAGCGUAAGCAAACUGAACGAGACCAGAUAACAACAGCAUUAGAAAACCAAGCACAUUAUUGGAGAGGGUCAUUGCCUUUUGAACGGUUAGCACCAAAAGCAGAUCUGGAAGAAGAUGAUGAUGAUGAAGAAGAUUCAGAUAAUGAGUUGCAACGGUUGCAUAUUGAAAACUUUGCAUGUAAAAGGCCACCUAACGGAUACAUGUCCAUACAUAAUGGUAAUGGUAUAAAUACCACUAUAUGCUGACCUUAAUUUUAUUAUUAUUAUUAUUAUUAUUAUUAUUAUUAUUAUUAUUAUAUAUAUAUUUUUUUUUAAUAGAAGUAAUUUUUUAGAUCAAACUUUUUUUCUCUUUUAUAUGGUAUAUUUUGUUUUUAUAUUUAUAUAGUUCCUAAUUGUUGUGUCAAAUAUGCAGAGAUGGGUCUAUGUUAUGUGUAUAGAAAUUUAUUUUACCGAUAAAUCACACUAUUUAUAUUUUGUAUGUAACAUAUAUCAUAUACAUAUUACAUACCUAUACACAUUUAAAUAUAUUUUACCAAUAAUAUUAAAAUGUGUGCGAUUUUCUUUAAGUAUAUACACUAUAACAGUUUGUUCAUAUAAUUUUUUAAACAUUAAUUUAAAUAACUUGACUGUUAUGGUAGUUAACAGUUAUAAAUAAUGAAUACAUUUUUUAAUUUUUUUAAUCUUGUGAAAGAAAAACUUUAAACAAAUAAAAUUUACUAGUUAUAUUAUCAGAUAUAAAAUUGAUUGAAAAAGCAAUAGUUUUAUUAUUUUUAAUUUUUAAUUAAACCAUGACAAGUUGACAAGUAUAAUAUUAACACUUUUUAUACAUUUUAUUUUAAAGUACAUAUCCCAUAAAUAAAAGUUUUCAUACCUCUGUUUUAAAUCUUAAAAAUUCAAUAAUUCACUUAUGUUUACAUACGCAAUUUUUAUUUUUUAAGUUUAAAAUAGAUAUUUUUUUUUCAAUUUAUAAUAAAAAUAUAUAUAAUAUUUAACCCAUCUUUGCAAUAUUAAUUGAACAUUUUUUUUUAACUUCCUGUGAAUUACCCGCCACAUGGGUAAAAUCAGAUUGAACUUGCUCAAUGCCAAAGCCAGUGUAUUUUUUCAAUAUAGGUUUAGUUCCUUUUUUUCUUUUCUUUCCACAGGUGUGCAAUUUAAUAGUCUAUAGUUUUUUAUUAUUAUUAUUUUAUUAUUAUUAUUAUUAUUAUUUUAUAAAUCAUAUUCCUAUAAGACUGUCUUUUAUAAAUAAACUACUUAUGUAGUUUCCAUAGUA